Messenger RNA from Magallana angulata, 2049 nucleotides. RefSeq names its product vacuolar protein sorting-associated protein 33B-like. Gene Ontology annotation, cellular component: lysosome; CORVET complex. Lineage: Eukaryota; Metazoa; Mollusca; Bivalvia; Ostreida; Ostreidae. Gene Ontology annotation, biological process: vesicle-mediated transport; intracellular protein transport. The coding region runs from base 46 to 1902 and encodes 618 amino acids. The transcript is spliced from 20 exons. The record is from RefSeq and is a predicted model, not a curated record.
GGUUCGUUCUACUUUCAUUUUCUAAACGACCAGUUUAAUGUUAAGAUGGCAGCACCCAGUGUGAAGGGGUUUCCAGAUUUCCAACGAUUGAAAAUCCUCGCCAAAGAUGAGUUUACAAGCUUGCUCGAUCAAAUGCCUGGAAGAAAAGACUUGGUUAUUGAUGGUGAAUUAAUGAAACCACUCGAUAGAAUUGCUAGUGUGUCAUUACUGAAGCAAAGGGGGGUUGACAAAAUCUUCAAGUUUGACAGUUCUUUGAAAUCAAUGCAUGGAUGUGAACAGAGAAUUUACUUGGUGCGUCCAAGAAUGACCACAAUGAAGGCCAUUGCUGACCACAUUAACUCAGAUAGAAAUAUCAACUUUAAACGCAAAUAUUCCAUUAUAUUUGUCCCGAGAAAGUUACACACUUGUCUCUCUGUUCUGGAGUAUGAAGGAGUGAUGGGCUAUGUUACAGUUAGUGAAUUCCAACUGGAUUUUGUGCCGUUGGACAAAGAUGUCCUCUCUCUAGAGCUGCCGGAGUUCCUGAAAUCUUUAUAUCUUGAAAAUGACCAAACAUGGAUACACACAGUAGCAAAGUCCCUAGUCAGAUUACAAGCACUGAGUGGUGAAAUCGGUCACGUCUACUGUAUAGGGAGAGGAGCCAAAAUGGUGAAUGAUCUGAUGAACUUUUUAAUGAAAAGGAACUCCUCAGAGCAGGACUUCAGUAGACAUGAGAUAGGCAGCCUCAUUUUGAUCGAUAGAGAUGUGGAUUAUGUCACACCACUAUGUUCCCAGCUGACCUACGAGGGACUUCUUGAUGAAACGUUUGGGAUCAAAUGUGGAACCAUUGAAUUUGGACCUGAAGUUACAGGAAAACAACAGAGUGCUAAACUACUACUCAAUUCGGAUGAUGCUAUUUUUGAAGAUGUCAGGAACCGCCAUUUUUCCAACGUAUUGGGGUACCUGAGUUCAAAAGCUAAAUCACUACAACAAGACUUCGAUAAAAGGCACGGUUUGAAGUCUGUGGGUGACAUGAAAGACUUCGUAGCCAAUGAACUUCGCAGGCUUAAGGAACAAAAAUCUGUUUUAGCGAACCACAUAGGAGCAUGUGAGCAAAUUUUGGGAAAGAAAACAAAAGGAGGAUUUGAGGACUAUCUGCAGACAGAGCAUAGUCUGUUGGAGGGGUCGGGUCUAAGAGAAAAUGUAAACUUCAUAGAAGAACUUCUAUUUAAGCAGGACAACAUGUUAAAGACAUUAAAAUUGAUAUGUCUUCUGUCUUUAACCCAAAAUGGGAUUUCACCACAAACGUACAAGUCUCUCAAGACCCAAUAUCUACAGAGUCAUGGCUUCGAGCAACUGGUCACAUUUUCCAAUCUGAAGUCCCUGGGGAUCGUCACAGAACAGGAGACAGGCAGUCAGGCGGGCACACCACUAAAUAAGGUCGCUUCCGGUAUGGCCGCCAUGACACGCCGCAGCACAUUCCAGAGUCUGUGUAAAAAACUCUCUUUGAUACCCAAGUCAGAUGACAUUGAUCUGAAGAACCCCACCGACAUGUCCUAUGUGUUCAGUGGUGCCUAUACUCCAUUGUCCUGUAAGCUAGUGGAACAGGUUCUAACUAGAGGGGGAUUUAAUGGAAUGGAGGAGAUCACAAAAUACCUCCCAGGAGGGGUGCACAGUGAGAACCAUGUCAAAGCAUCGAAAGACCACAGUACACCACUCAAAGACAAAUCAGGUAAAUCGGCUCGACAAGACCGACCCGUCAGUAAAGUAGUGCUCGUCUAUUUCCUGGGAGGGUGCACAUACUCGGAAAUUACCGCUCUACGAUUCCUGGGCAAACUCAAAGGUUACAUAUUUGUAAUAGCAACCACUGCAAUCAUCAACAGUUCCACCAUGUUGGAAUCGGUGAUGGAGAAACCUCCUAUCUAGCCGUGGCGUUUAUAAACUUUUAUGAUUUGUUAAUUUAUUUGCUGUUAUUUGUUGUAAAAAAGAACAUUGAAACAUUUGAAGUUGUAGAACUUAUAACUUUAUAUAUACUUUAUAUAAAUUUGUAUUUUUGAAUACAUAAAAUAUUGA